AUGGCGCCCAAGAAGCCUGCUGCGACGGCCGAAGUUGCCCUCACGCCGCUCAAGAACUGUCUCGUUAAUCUACCGGCGUCGCUGGUCGCUCUGCUGGUCAAUGCAAACACGACCGCUCAGAAUGUUAUUAUUGAAUUACAAUAUAAAUCGACCUCCGGAAAGGCCAAUGGAGCUCCUCCGCAGCAAUCAUGCUUCCUCGGUUGGACGGGUAUGCCGAGCAAGCGCAGGCUUGCGCCUGUCGUUGGGAGAGACGGUAUCAACAGUGGAUAUCCUAGGGAACAGGAGAUGUCCACGGUCGAGCUUGACACUACUUUCGGGCGGCUGCUUGGGCUCACUGAAGGCCAGAAGGUCGGAUUGUUCGUCCACCUCGAUCCACCCGUUGCACAUACGAUAAACAUUGAGCCAUUGACACCAGAAGACUGGGAGAUCAUUGAACUCCACGCCACAUUCCUGGAACUUAACCUUCUGUCACAAAUUCGCGCUCUACCCAAUCCUACAUACAAUGCAGCGCAAUCGGUGCAUAUGCACCCUCUCGCAUUGCAUCUCUCUCCCACAUCUACCGCCAAUAUUGUCGUCACUUCUCUUACACCCGCUCCCUCAGACACCUCCCCGUUCGCCAAAAUCGCGCCGGAUGCAGAAGUUAUAGUGGCCCCCAAAGUUCGAUCCAAGACGAGCAAGAGCUCUCGGGGUGACAGCCGCAGUGCUACUGGUAGCAGGAAGAGUGCUGGUGGCAGGAGUGCUUCAAGCACUGUGCGCCCGAAGAGUGGCCGGUCCGACUCCAGCACACGAGGCUCCCUCUACUUGAGAGGUGUGGACCGCUCAGCGACCACCCAAUAUUUUGAUGGGGAAGUAGAAGAUGAUGCAAAUGAGGGCCUCCGUAUUUGGGUUGAUCCGGACCUGCUGGCUAGCCAUGAGCUGCGCGGAGCGACUUGGGCAUGCGUGUCGGCUGAGCAGCAAAAGUCCAAUGAUUCCGGUGCACCUACAACCAAGCUCGUGGCCAAAUUGCUUCCAUGGGAGGAGGCUCCGGACAAUCGGCAUGCGGCGAUUUCCACCUUGUUGAGCACGGCCCUUGGCGCGGAGAACAUGGUUGGAGGAAUUCUCCGAGUCGAAGCAGCAUCCCCACCGCUGCAUCGGUCGGCUGUCAAGACCCUCAAAAUCUAUCCUUUCAUAAGCGAUGCUUCGAAGAAGAAGGACGGACUGAAGUUUGGUGCUGACACUACGGCAUCUCGGGAUGCCCUAGCCGAGCGCCUCAAAGUCAUCUACGGCAGCACUGGUUCCGACACAGGCCUUUUCUCAGGGCCUUUGACUGAUGGAAUGGUUAUACCCAAAUCCGAGUAUCAUCCUUCUGUCUCUUCGUUCGAUGGUGCUAUUCUUCGCUUUGACCCCCCUCUGAAGGGGUCUCCGGAUGAAACAAAGUCAAUGUUCGGGUGGUUACUAGGCUCAGAAGCCAAGCUAAAUCUCGAAGUGCAAGCUGAAAUUCCCAAGCCAUUUGACCCUAGUUCGUCGGCGCUACCUAUGGAGGACCCUCUUCCAGAAACUGCUCCUCAAUUGGUAGGGAUUGAUUCCAUCAUUGAACAGUCAUUGAACAACCUAACAAAAUCCUCGUCUAUCUUGCUUACCGGUGGUCUUGGUGCUGGUAAAACAGCUCUUACUCAUUUACUGGCUCACCGGUUAAGACGAGAUCAUCUCUUCAAUGUCAAGUACUUCUCCUGUCGCAAGCUCGUCACAGAUGAAACACGUAUUUCCAACAUCAAAGAGACCCUGAACCGCCUUUUCAUGUCCGCAUCAUGGUGUGCGCGCCUUGGUGGCCAGUCAGUUGUGAUCCUCGAGGAUCUAGACAAGCUUUGCCCGGCGGAGACUGAAUUGCAAGUGGGUGGAGACAAUGGUCGCAGUCGCCAGAACAGCGAGGUUAUCUGCUCUAUGGUCCGGGAAUAUUGCGCGCUGAAUUCCUCCGUUGUGCUACUGGCCACUGCCCAGGCCAAAGAGUCACUCAAUAAUGUUAUCAUCGGCGGCCACGUCGUCCGUGAGAUCAUCAAUAUGAGAGCCCCUGACAAGGAAGGACGCCGAAGGGUUUUGGAAAAACUGACUAGCGAAGAUAAACCCACUGAAAGCUCAAAUGGGCAUGUGAGGGCCACAAGCUCCUCAACACAAGACUCAUGGCUGGACCCUUCAAAUCCAGGGAGCAGACCAAGCUCUUCUGGGGGGGAUGGGUUUGUUAUUGGAAGGGAUGUUGAGUACCUAGAGCUAGCCGGCAAAACCGAUGGGUAUAUGCCUGGUGAUCUUGUGCUACUCGUGGCUCGUGCGCGCAAUGAGGCCCUCAUUCGCUCUGUCUCAGAUCUCACAGCAACAUCAAAGAUGAUCACUCUCGGGCUACAGGACUUUGAAAGUGCCUUGAAGGACUUUACUCCGGCAUCUCUUCGCAACGUUACUCUUACCUCGUCAACAACCACAUUUUCCUCUGUUGGUGGUUUGUUCGAAACUCGCAAGAUGCUUUUGGAAACUUUGCAGUAUCCUACAAAGUAUGCCCCAAUCUUCGCACAGUGCCCAUUGCGACUGCGGUCUGGUUUACUUCUCUAUGGAUUCCCUGGAUGCGGUAAGACAAUGUUAGCCAGCGCAGUGGCUGGCGAGUGUGGUUUGAACUUCAUCAGUGUAAAGGGUCCCGAGAUCUUGAACAAAUACAUUGGAGCUAGUGAAAAGAGUGUUCGCGAUUUGUUCGAGAGAGCCCAGGCCGCUCGCCCUUGCGUCCUCUUCUUCGAUGAGUUUGACAGUAUCGCACCCAAGCGUGGCCAUGACUCCACCGGUGUCACGGACCGUGUCGUGAACCAGCUGUUGACACAGAUGGACGGCGCAGAAGGCCUCUCGGGCGUUUAUGUGCUGGCAGCAACGUCACGCCCCGACUUAAUCGAUCCUGCCCUCCUUCGUCCUGGCCGUCUCGACAAGUCCUUGCUUUGUGACAUGCCCAACCAUGCAGACCGUAUUGAUAUCAUCCGCUCAGUGGCCGAAAAGCUUAAGAUGAGUGACGAGGUCACGUCUCGCCUAGGUGAUAUUGCCACUCAGACCGAAGGAUUCUCUGGCGCAGAUCUGCAGGCUGUCGUGUACAACGCCCAUCUCGAGGCAGUCCACGACGCGCUGGGUGACCGUUCUACCGAUACAGCCAAGCCCAAUGCCAAGUCCAAGUCCGCCAAUGCUUCUAGCAAAUCCUUCAUCCAGUUCCUCUACUCCUCUUCGGAGGAAGCAUCCGGGUCUGUCUCCAUGCCUCCACCGGCAGUGGUCUCAGCCAAACUGGAGGCAAUCAAGAACUCGCGUCGACGCCAGCGCCAGGUUGAGCAGGGACCUUCUGGCGCGAACCAUGCCACGGCCCCGGUGGCUAAUGGCACUCAGCCUGAUACAGACGAGCUACGUGAGGAUAUCAUCGUCCGUUGGGAGCAUGUUGAGCGCUCGUUGGCUACCACGCGUGGUUCUCUUCCCCCCGCAGAGCGUAGACGUCUCCAGGGAAUUUACCGUGAGUUUAUCGCCGGCCGAAAUGGCGAGAUGCCUAAUGGUGAGGCUGCCAAUGAGAUUGGAGGCCGAACAAGUCUGAUGUGA
Penicillium mononematosum is the source of this 3585-nucleotide messenger RNA. It is a transcript of the gene pex1, whose product is annotated as AAA family ATPase peroxin 1. Gene Ontology annotation, molecular function: ATP hydrolysis activity; ATP binding. Gene Ontology annotation, biological process: protein import into peroxisome matrix. The transcript is spliced from 5 exons. NCBI's taxonomy places the organism in Eukaryota, Fungi, Ascomycota, Eurotiomycetes, Eurotiales, Aspergillaceae. The record is from RefSeq and is a predicted model, not a curated record. The coding region runs from base 1 to 3585 and encodes 1194 amino acids. Gene Ontology annotation, cellular component: peroxisome; cytosol; peroxisomal membrane.